GACGCCCGCUGCAGCCAAGGUGCUGGUGACCCAGGUAACGCCUAGCAGCGUGGGACUGGCUUGGGACGACUUCAAGAGCCCCAGCUACGACUCCGGCUACGUAGUCCAGCACAGGCUGCUGACCAACCGCGACGACGCCCCCUGGGAGCAAGAACAGUUUGGCAACAUACCCCUGGCCACCUUGGACAACCUGAAACCUCAGACUGGAUACCAAGUCCAGGUCUCCGUCUGGGAUGACAAGGAAGCUGGAAAGCUUGGGGCCACGUCCGAGAUGCUGACUGUUUUCACUAUAGACGGUUGCGUGCGCUACAAUCGCACCUACCGCGUUGGUGACGAGUUCACCGAGGGUUGCGAGUUGCGCUGCGUGUGCCGUGGCAACGACGAGGGCGACUGCAAGGAGCGCUGCCAGGAGCCGUACGUUCGCGCCGGCGCCAUGGCGUCCGAUCCGCUGUGCUACGAGAAGACGCUGCCCGACGACCCGUGCUGCGUCAGCGUCCGAUGCGCGCACGGCAAGAACCACCAGCACGGGCUGCACCACGACCCCUCACUGCGUACGUACAGCCAAAAGAACGGCCACUGUCCCGAGAUCGUGGAGGACCAGAGCACGGACCCGGACUCCUGUUCGAACGAGUGCAACAGUGACUUCGAGUGCGCCGGCGUGCUCAAGUGCUGUCCAAGUUCUUGCGGGGGAGCAGUCUGCGUCGAACCCUUCUCGGGCAAAGACCCGUGCGAGAACGUGUUCUGCGGACCCAACGCGCUGUGCAUGCUGGAGAACGCUUCGCCCGUAUGCCAGUGUGCGAGCGGCUACAGCGGCGAUCCUAACAACGCUACCACGGGAUGCACUCAAGGAGGCAACACCGUACUUCCCGCCAAGACCUCCAAGUCCGACGGCAACAACGACCAGCUGUCGAUGCAGUCGACACCGGAGACGUGCGUCUACAAGAACCGGACGUACCCCGUGAACGAGUACUUCUACGACGGCUGCGGACUCAAGUGCCACUGCACGGACCAGACAGAAGUGGAGUGCCAGCAGCGGUGCCUGUUCACGCUGGAGGAGCCGCCCUCGGCCAACCUGGACCCGGGCUGCGAGAUCCUCACCGACCCGCACGAUCCGUGCUGCAAGAUCCUGGCUUGCGAGGCUACGCCAAACGGAACCAUGGCCAUUCAGAACGUCACGGCUCCUGGAACUUCUGCCGGAAACGAAACAACUUACGUCAAGAACGACGUCGAGGUGACCACUGACGCGCGGCCUCCCGUGGCCUCAAACACCACUGUCGGCUACGACGAUGACUCGACGGCGACCACGAUCGUCUACGAGCAGGAGAUGGUCACGGAGAAGAUGCUCGUCGACACGGGACUCACCACCAUCGUCAACGUGCUCGAGCCAGGCGAUGCCAACGUCACGGAGAACCCGCUCGGAACGGCCAACGUCACGGCGGUGGGCAACAGCAUUGGAAGCGAUGGGACAUCCAACGCGUCUCGCCAAGGUGGUUAUCCCGGCAAGCUUCAUCGGUUCGACGGGUGUGAGUUCCGUGGCAAGGUGUACCAGGGAGGCGAGACCUUCUUCGACGGUUGCGAAGCCCGCUGCACGUGCAGCGGCAAGGGUCACCUGACUUGCCUGCCGCGGUGCAACAUCAUCACCUCAAGCGGCGGCGACACCUGCAAGGAAGUCGCCGACCCGAACGACGCCUGCUGUCGCGUGCUCGUCUGCAACCCGCCCGGAGACACCCAGGCUCAGUCUAGCGUUGAAGGCCUAAAGUUGCUUAUCGAGAUGGCCGAACCGGAGAACGCUACCGUCGUAAAAAUACGGUGGACUGUGCUUCACGACAACAAGACCACGCACAUGGCUGGCGACACUAUGAUCCAGAUAUGGUACGCUGUGGUCACGAAGGACGGCAGUCCCGUCCAGUGGAUGAAGCGCAAGUACAAGCUGAGCGACAUGCGAUCCGUGCCCACCACGUCGUCCUUCGAGAUUCGGCUGGGGGGCCUGCAGCCCGAGACCGAGUACUACGUGCGCCUCGUCAAGCCACCCGGCGAAGACGGUGACCCCGAACACUUCGCCACGUCGAGCAACACGGUCAAGGUCAAGACCUUCGCUCCAGCGGUGCGAGCUGCAUUCAAUGGCUGUGUACACCGCAACCACACGUACGAGUCCGGCCAGGUGUUCUACGACGGCUGCGAUCACAAGUGCGUGUGCCACGCCGAAGGGCUUAUCGAGUGCCAGGACCGGUGCGAGGUGUACGUGGACACCGUGGGCUACGAGGACUGCCAGUGGGCGCCGGCCCCCGAUGACGCCUGCUGCAUGAUACCGUACUGCGACGGGAAGCCGCCCGUGCCGAGAAAGCCUAACGACCCGCAGCAGGACGUGUGUCUGGACGAGUCUGGCAAGCCGCACCGUCUGGGCGACGAGUGGGCGACGGGUCGGGGUUGUCUGCGACGCGUCUGCACUUGCGUGCUACUGGCCAACGGCUCGGCGCUCGCUGAGUGCGUCGGAGGCUGCCCUCCGCUGUCGGUGACCGUCCAGUCCGCCGAGAAGGACUGUCCGCAACCGGUCGUCGUGACGCCUGACGACCCGUGCCUGUGCCCUUACGUCAUGUGCACCGGUCCGCCACGGCCGUGGCCUGCUCCCCAGCAGCCCGGUCCGGCCAUGUGCAAAUACAACGGACGCAUGUACAGUGUAAACGAGGAGUUCUACAACGGCUGCCUCGAAGUUUGCCACUGCGGCGCCAACCUGCGCGUCAACUGCGCCAUCAUCGAGUGUCCGCACCACUUCAACCAGCACUUCAGCGAGUGCCUCGAGUGGGACAUCGACCCGACGUUCCAGCCAUCUCCGCCUAACUGCUGCCCGCCCUCCAAGUGCAAGAAAGAUGGUUCGUGCCUGUUCCACGACGUCAAGUUCCGCAACUUCCAGCAGAUUCCCCAGGAGAUGCUCGACUGUGGCAAGCGCUGCGUCUGCGUCAACGGCAACAUCUCGUGCGAGAACCGCUGCCCGCCCCUGAACAGCUCGCCGCCGCCGACGCUGCCCUGUCACCCGACGCAGGCGUACCGGGGUCACCUUCCCGGAGACGAGUGCUGCACCCACUGGAUGUGCCGAGAGCCCGAGAAGCCCGGCAAGGAACUUCAGAACGUGAGCGUCGUAGCCGUGAACUCGACCACGAUACGGGUGCGCUUCACCCUGGCCAACAUCCUCAUCGGCCUGGUGGGACAUCGCGAGCUGCACUUCACCACGGAUCCCUUGACGCCGCGGGAGACCUGGAGCACGCAGAAGUUCGCCAGACCGAAGAGGCUGUUCGACACGGCCAACAUCGAGUACUACCUGUCCAGCCUGCGUCCGGACACCACGUAUUUCUUCCAGAUCCAGAUCAUCAUCGACUCGCUUCAGUCCGGACCGGAGAGCCAGGUCUUCAAGCUCACCAUGCCUCCUGAGCCUACAACGACGACCACGGUGCCUCCGCUGCUGCUGCUGGACAUGAUGAUGGCCGUCAACAGCAUCGACCCACACUCGGCCAAGGUGUCGUGGCGGCCGCUGGACAGUCGCGAGAAGAAGUACAUUGACGGACUGCAGAUUCGCUACAAGAUGAACGGCCAGGACCACGCGCCCUGGAAGACCACGCCCAUGAUACACAGGGACCGGACGUCGUACCUCCUGCAAGACUUGGAGCCCAGCGCGUCGUACCUAAUCGAUAUGCAGUUCGCCGUGCCCGAGGGCCUGCCAACGCGCAUCGAGUCGGCGCAGCACGUCGAAAUGAGGACUGCCCCCAUGCCGAAAGACGAGUACCAGUUCGAGCUGAUCGUGAACGUCAAGAGGACCGAGCAGUACUCUGCCUCGCUGGUGCUCGACGGCAUACCGGAUCCCAUCACGAAGUACGUGCACGUCUUCAACGUCAUGUACAAGAGCGAGGCGGCUGCUGAGCACAUGCAGCGCUUCAUGAUCCUCAAGGAGCCCAAAAUCCUGCUUGAAGACCUGAAGCCCGGAACCAGGUACAAGGUGUGGCUGGAUGCCUACCUGACCAACGGCAAGACUACGACAUCCAAUAUCCUCGACUUCCACACCAAGCCGGGUCCACCGCCGACCACGACCACCACGACCACUACGAGCACGACUACCGAGUCGAACGAGAUCGAAGACAGCAAAGCCGUGGCCCUGCACAGUGUACGCCAGGACAACAGCACGGCCGAGGCGUACUACAUCGCACUCAUCGUGGUCGCCAUAGUGGCCGCUGUAGCUGGACUCGCUUUUGCCGUGGUGCUCGUGCUUCUGCUGCGGAGGCAGUCGACGGCCAAGGCGCCCAUCACCAGGAACCCGUCCGAGUCUGCGUACGACAACCCCACUUACAAGACUUAUGACGGAGAGAAGCCGGAGGAAAAGAACGGAAACGUCCAAGCAUGACUGCGCAACUAGAAACAUAGUCUCUUUACGCUGAGCGUUACUGUAAUAUAGCACUAGUACAUAUAUAAAUAUUUACUAUAAUGUUCAUAAUUCCUUUCUCCUCCAUGACACAUGAUUGUACAUACGAUGACAGCGAGAACGACGUCAUGAGUAUCCUCGCUUUCUACCAUAAAGGAAACGCGCAGCUAACAAAAAUGGCUCUCUAAUGCUACUGCUACUGCUAUUUUCUUAUGUGUAGUUAGGACAAUGAGACGUAUCUUUAGCUGUUGUUUUGAAAACAGUGCACGAAGCACACAUGCAUAAACUGAAAACAGCAAACUUGGCAUGUUUUAUGAAAGUGACACCAGGUAGUGACAUGCGUAACGAAGGUGAGAAGGGUCAUGUUGUGUGUCGUGCAACUGACAUACUCGUAUCUCACGAGAUUUGUGGUGGAAUUGACUUGUCAUGAUGCGUGUGAUGAAAGGGCACUUGACACAAUAUGCGUAAUAUAAAUGGCAUGUCAUGAUGUGUAAAAUCUAACCUCAUUAGACACUAAAUAUGGGGAGAGCAGUUUUUGACAACAUGCGUUAAUUUUUUUACACUGCGAAGUUGCACUGACUGCGGUAUUGUUAACGGGGCUUUGUUGAGAAGCCAAAUGAGAUGUUCGGGCUUUUAAGAGUGACGAACCAGUUUUUGUUUAGUCAUAAGUGUGAAGUGAUCAUAUUUUGUCACACUCUGAGACACUUUCACAAUAUUUUACCUCUCAACCAAGACUUGUGCCUUCUUAUUUACCAGUGCAUACGAAAUGUGCGUACCGAAGCGCUAAACCUGACUGUUAUUUACUGAAAACAACGAACAUCACUAAAAAGCUAUUGUUUAUAAUUCACAACGUUCUCAGUCACAAUUUUUCAUUAUCACAUUCCUCUUGACGUGACCAGUGGUGUCAAUGUCAUGGUACUCGAAGAGGCUUGCAUUUGGCACUGACCCCGUUGCUGCAAGCUAGCCUUUCACUGAAAACAAAGCCUGCAAUGACGAAAUGACAUUUGUUGUGUUUUCAUUGGUGAAGACUGGCAUUCUGUACAUCAUACUUUUCUACAAUUUUCACGCUCUUCUAUGAGCUAAGAUAAUUCCUCAAUGACCAAUGAACGGUUCUACUUUCGACGUGAUUUCUCAGUUUUGUAAGAACGGCAAUAUUUGCCAACUUUUCUAGAUACUUUUGUACAUAAAGACCUCCCAUCUUAAGGUUGUUUUUCUGUACUGAAUUAGGAUAUGGAGCCUGUGUUCUUACAUGCAGAGCAAGUGAAAAUAUUAUUCUUGUAUUGGACCUGAAACAUACUCUUUUGCAGCCCUCGCCUUUUCACCAAAUUCACUUGAGUGAUUCUCUGAUCUUAUAGGACGCUGAAGUUUAGUUUGGUGUACACAUAGAAUAAGCCCUGCCCAAAUCGUGUGUUCUCCAUUUAUUAUCCCGCAUGGAGCAUUCUCUAGACCUACAUAUCAGACACCGGUGAUAUACGUACACUGCCAAAUUCAAACGACUUCACAGGAAGCAUUGGCUGACUUCUUCCAUUAGUGCAACCUUAUUGAGAAGAUAUGUUUAUUUUAUCAGAUGCCCAAUGUUGCACUUCAAUGUGAGAAAAGCCUUUAUCUUCUUGUUAGUUGCCAUUUUCUUUCUCUAUCUUUUGUGUAAAUCUAACACCCCCUAAAUGAAACGAGUGUUGAAAUAUAGGAUUACGUUCUCCCUUGUUCCUUCUCGACUACCAGUUUAGUUUUAUUUUGAGUACAAGCCAAGCUUUGGCUCUCGUUGGAUUGCCAUACGGAAUGUGUGUAGGACUAUGUUGUGUACGUGUGCUGUGACCUUUGACAUUCUGAGUGUUGAAUGACUGCUUUUCACUUAGUUUAUCGCAUUUCUUACCUUUGCCUAUAGAGAAUGUUCCAUUAUUACUCUGUUUUCUUGUUUGUUUUAGUUUUGUUAAGUGGCCAGUCAUCGACUCGACCCGUUGUGCAUAUGUGAAAUCUGUUCUUUUCAGUCUCAAGGAUGAAUCAAGUGUGAGUGCUUUGUGAGUUGUGACUGUACAUAUGAAAACUGUUAUCAAAGUUAUCAAAGAGUAAAGAAGAGUACAUGCCAUCACCUGUCUUUUUCUUGAGAAAAGAGAAGAAAUGUACAUGUGCAGGAUGUGUACAAUAAAUAUAUUCUGUGAAGAAGUUUCUCUGUUC
Rhipicephalus microplus (southern cattle tick) is the source of this 6583-nucleotide messenger RNA. RefSeq lists its product as uncharacterized. Gene Ontology annotation, molecular function: peptidase inhibitor activity; integrin binding. Lineage: Eukaryota; Metazoa; Arthropoda; Arachnida; Ixodida; Ixodidae. Gene Ontology annotation, biological process: cell adhesion; positive regulation of cell differentiation. Gene Ontology annotation, cellular component: extracellular region. The record is from RefSeq and is a predicted model, not a curated record.